Apus apus (common swift) is the source of this 7327-nucleotide messenger RNA. It is a transcript of the gene AGTPBP1, whose product is annotated as ATP/GTP binding carboxypeptidase 1. Lineage: Eukaryota; Metazoa; Chordata; Aves; Apodiformes; Apodidae. The transcript is spliced from 27 exons. The coding region runs from base 377 to 4045 and encodes 1222 amino acids. The record is from RefSeq and is a predicted model, not a curated record. Gene Ontology annotation, biological process: protein side chain deglutamylation; C-terminal protein deglutamylation; proteolysis. Gene Ontology annotation, molecular function: zinc ion binding; metallocarboxypeptidase activity.
CGUGACGCGCUGCGGGGCCGGCAGGUUCUGCUGCCGCCGCUCACGGGAGGCGGCGGGGACGCAGCGCGGAGCCGCCCCACCCGGCACGGCGCGGCUUCCCCGUCGGAGCGGAGCGGAGCGGAGCGGGCCGAGAGGGACCGGCGCCGCAGCCCCGCCUCAGGGAGGCUUGGGCAGCGCCAGUCCUCGGCGGGGACGGGGCUGCCGCGAAGGAAGUCAAGAUAAGUCACACUUGAAGGGUGCUUGGACAAAUCUAGGACACGUUUUUGAGUCAAACUGCAAUUCUUGUGAAAAGCUGAGCAUUUGCUUCUUGGCUGCUGCUAAAAGAUUCUGCUUUCAGGUUAUCAGAGAUGGUGAUUUGAAGAAUCAGGUUUCCGAUAUGAACAAAGUAAAAAUAUCAUCUGAAAAAAGUGUUUCUACCAGUUCUCGGACUAUGUCUCUGCUGUCACAGCUGGAGAAGAUCAAUUUGGACUCUGUAUUAGGAGAAGCAAACAAUGCCAGAUAUGUUACCUCAAAGAUCCUUCAUCUGGUUCAGAGUCAAGAAAAAACCAGGAAGGAGAUGACUGCUAAGGGUUCCACUGGAAUAGAAGUUAUCCUUUCAACCCUAGAGAAUACCAAAGAUCAUCAAACUAUUCUAAAUAUAUUGAAUAUUCUCAUUGAGGUAGUCUCAGCUGGUGGUGGUCGGAGAGCAAGUGUCUUAGUCACUAAAGGAGGGACACAGAUCUUACUGCAGCUGCUUUUGACUGCCAGCAAAGACUCUCCACCAAAUGAAGAAUUAAUGGUGCUUCUUCAUACUCUUCUUGCAAAAAUUGGUCCAAAAGACAAAAAGAUUGGCAUGAAAGCAAGAAUUAGUGGUGUCCUGAACAUACCGUUGAAUUUAGUGAAGCAGAAUUUGCAGAACCACAGACUAAUAUUGCCAUGUCUUCAAGUGUUAAGAGUUUACUCAACCAACUCCGUAAAUGCAGUGUCCUUGGGAAAGAAUGGAGUAGUAGAACUGAUGUUUAAGAUCAUUGGCCCUUUCAGUAAAAAGAACACCAGCCUUAUGAAGGUUGCUUUAGACACACUUGCUGCAUUGCUAAAAUCAAAAACAAAUGGGAGGAGAGCAGUAGACAGAGGAUAUGUGCAGGUCCUUUUAAGGAUUUAUGUUGAUUGGCACCGUCAUGAUAGUCGACACAGAUAUAUGCUGAUACGUAAAGGAGUUCUACAGUGUAUUAAAAGUGUUACAAACAUCAAAUUGGGAAGAAAAGCAUUCAUUGAUGCCAAUGGGAUGAAGAUUCUUUACAACACUUCCCAAGAGUGCCUUGCAGUAAGGACUCUUGAUCCCCUUGUCAACACAUCCAGCCUAAUAAUGAGAAAAUGUUUUCCUAAAAAUCGUCUUCCUUUACCAACUAUUAAAAGUGCUUUCCAUUUCCAACUCCCAGUUAUUCCUGCCAGUGGUCCUGUGGCUCAGCUGUACAAUUUGCCUCCUGAUGUGGAUGAUGUAGUUGAUGAAAGUGAUGAUAACGAUGAUGCUGAAAUAGAAUCAGAAAUUGAAACCGAAAAUGAUGAUGACAAGGACCAAGAUUUUAAGAAUGAUGAUAUUGAGACUGAUAUUAAUAAACUGAGACCUAGACAGGAAUUGGGAAGACCCAUGGAAGAACUAAAAAUAUAUGAGCGAUUUUUCCCAGAACUUUCAGAAAACUUUCAGGAGUAUGACUUAAUUUCCAAGGAACCAAAGCCUUUUGUACCUGAUGCAAAUUUGGGUGGACCUAUUGUUGUUCCUACAGCAGAAGAGGAGCACUCUACUGAAACAAGAGGAGUUGCUUUGAAGGAGAGCAGUCCUUUAUUGGAGGAUUACAAUAGAAGGCCAGCCUUUCUGGAACUACCAAAGAAAGAUAAUAUUGAAGACAGUAGUUUACAUCAACAAAAUGAUCAAAGAAACCUGCUUCCUCCAUGCGAGUGUCUAAGCCAAGAAAUUGUGAAAGGCUUGGACAGAAUCAGUCUGCAGAACAGUGUAAAAAAUGAUCAGUAUUAUGGUACAGGUUGUGUAAUAAAGAAGGAAAGCAAAACUAGCUUUGCCACUCUUGCUUGUAGUAAACCUUGUGAACAUGUUUCACCCUGUGGUAGCAGCCUCUUUGAAGGAUCAUCUGUCCAACUGGGAAAACUCUGCUGUACUGGAGUCGAUUCUGAGGAGGAAGAUUCCAGAUCUAGUUCAUCAGGGGAACAAGUAAUGUUUGAGGUUUCUAAUGUAUCACCAGUUCAUGACUGUGAUCUUUAUAUUGAAAUGGUAAAAACGACAAAAUCUAUCCCUGAAUAUUCAGAAGUGGCUUAUCCAGAUUAUUUUGGCCACAUCCCACCCCCGUUUAAGGAGCCUAUCCUGGAAAGGCCAUAUGGGGUGCAGAGAACAAAAAUUGCUCAAGAUAUUGAAAGGCUGAUUCAUCAAAAUGAUAUUAUAGACAGAGUUGUGUAUGACCUUGAUAAUUUGAGUUGUUCAGUACCAGAGGAAGCAGAUGUUUUGAAGUUUAAUUCAAAAUUUGAAUCUGGAAACCUGCGCAAAGUUAUUCAGAUAAGAAAAAAUGAGUAUGAUCUAAUUCUGAACUCGGAUAUAAAUAGCAAUCAUUACCAUCAGUGGUUUUACUUUGAAGUCAGUGGAAUGAAGGCUGGCACUGGUUACCGGUUUAACAUCAUCAACUGUGAAAAGUCAAACAGUCAGUUUAACUACGGUAUGCAGCCCCUCAUGUAUUCUGUCCAAGAAGCAUUAAAUUCUCGACCAUAUUGGACUCGUGUUGGGACAGAUAUUUGUUACUAUAAGAAUCACUUUUCAAGAAGUUCAAUUGCUGCUGGAGGGCAGAAAGGAAAAUCUUAUUACACAAUUACAUUCACAGUGACUUUCCAACAUAAAGAUGAUGUCUGCUACUUUGCUUACCAUUAUCCAUAUACAUACUCAACGUUAAAGAUGCAUCUGCAGAAGCUAGAAUCUAUGCACAACCCCCAACAGAUAUAUUUUCGACAAGAUGUUCUCUGUGAGACCCUGGCUGGCAACAGUUGUCCCAUAGUCACUAUUACAGCUAUGCCAGAGUCCAAUUACUAUGAACAUAUUUGUCAGUUCAGGAAUCGUCCUUACAUUUUCCUGUCUGCUCGUGUGCAUCCUGGAGAGACUAAUGCAAGUUGGGUUAUGAAGGGAACCCUGGAAUACCUUAUGAGCAAUAAUCCAAGUGCCCAAACUUUAAGAGAAUCUUAUAUUUUCAAAAUUAUUCCUAUGCUUAAUCCAGAUGGUGUCAUCAAUGGAAACCACCGUUGCUCUUUAAGUGGAGAAGAUUUAAACAGGCAGUGGCAAAAUCCAAAUCCAGAUCUGCAUCCCACUAUUUACCAUGCUAAAGGGUUACUGCAAUAUCUGGCUGCUAUAAAACGUUUACCUUUGGUCUACUGUGAUUAUCAUGGUCACUCUCGUAAAAAGAAUGUGUUUAUGUAUGGCUGCAGCAUUAAAGAGACAAUGUGGCACACUAAUGUUAAUGCUGUCUCUUGUGACCUGAUGGAAGACCCUGGUUACAGGACACUCCCCAAGAUCCUGAGUCAAACUGCCCCAGCAUUCUGCAUGGGCAGCUGCAGCUUUGUAGUGGAGAAGUCCAAGGAAUCAACAGCACGAGUUGUUGUCUGGAGAGAGAUAGGAGUACAAAGGAGCUACACCAUGGAAAGCACUUUGUGUGGAUGUGACCAGGGCAAAUAUAAGGGAUUGCAGAUAGGGACAAGAGAACUGGAGGAAAUGGGAGCAAAGUUCUGUGUUGGCUUACUGCGUUUAAAAAGAAUGUCCUCGCCUUUGGAAUACAAUCUGCCUUCUAGUCUGUUGGAUAUUGAAAAUGAGCUGAUUGACUCAAGCUGUAAAGUGACAAGCCCUACUACAUAUGUUUUGGAUGAAGAUGAGCCUCGUUUCCUUGAAGAGGUUGAUUACAGUGCAGAGAGUAAUGAUGAUCAAGACAUUGAACUGGGUGAUAAUGCGGGUGAUUAUGAGGCAUCUAAUCAAGAAGACAUACUUUCAGACUCAGAUCCAACAAGGAUACUCCUGUCUUGAACCAUCUGUACAGCCAGUAAUGGGAAACUUAAGUAUUCUGGAUUUUCAUAGUCAAAUACUUUCUGGCUACCAAGUCUACAAAGGGGAUAUAUUUAAGGAAACACAGAUAACUGGGGCCUGCCUAGCUCAAGGACAAUAAAUAUUUCUGAUUUCUGAUAAAUUGGCAAUUUUUUUACUUAAGGAGUUCUGUGUUUUCUUGUAGCACUAAAUAGAUACAGUUAUUUACUGGCUCAUUUUCUACUAAAUGGCACUGCAUGGCAUUUUGUGUCCUUAAACCCUGUCUGCAGAAAAAUGGAUUAUAAUUUGUGGUGUGUCAGAGUGCAGAGAUUAAUUCUUUGUGGUACAGUUCUUUGAGCUGCUUCCUGAAAGAGAUAUAUGUACAGAUUUUCUAACUUAAUUUGUGUAUGUGUAUGUAUAUGCGCGUGUUUACUGAAGUGAAGAAGUUAUUUUUCAACACUAUUUCAAAGCUAUUUGACUGUGUUUGAAGUACUGGUGUGCCUGCUCUGGAGCCCUUCAAUAAUUACUAAAUUAAAAGUGAAGAAGUGAUGUAUGAAUUGUUGACAUUUGUUUCUUGCUUCUGAGAAUUGUAUGGUUUUACCAGAGUACUAGGUGAAAAUAUAUAAUUGCUCUUCACAGUUCAGGAGUUUUGCACAGUGACCAAUGCAGCCUGUGCUUAGAAGAGACAUUUUUCUUGAGUGUACAUAACUACAAGUAUUGGUUAGAUAUGUACCCUCUAUAUAUAUAUAUAGAACAUAUAUAUAUAUAUGUUCAGCUACCCAGGUGCUCAGUUCUUCCAUUUGAUAUGUACGUAGUUAAAAAUCGAGUUCGCUUUACUGGGGGCACAUAAACUACAUACCCAAUUCAAAUUAUUUAAGAUGGAAGGUGCAUUUUGGUGUAAACAUCUUUUGCCUGGUCUCAAUCCAGUGUUAACCCUGCUCUGAGAAGGACAUUGGACUAUAACUUCCUGAGGUCUCUUGCAGCCUGAGUAAUUACUUUGUGAUUCUGUAUUCUUCAUGUUUGAAGUCAAGCUGACAGUCACGGCAUUUACACUUCUUCGUUUCCUCCUGUCAUCUGCUAAUUCUUAGUGCCUUGUGCCUCUGUGUAGAAUGAGAUCUAAUAGAGAAAUGAAGUUAUACCCCGUUGUUUACAGAACUGCCAUGUUUUGCAAGGAAAAUAUUUUUGCUAAAUUAUUUUUACUUUGUAUGACCCAAUUGUGGCAUUCAUUUUCUGCUGCAUGUGCAGGGGCUUUCAGAGCAUGAAGAAUAACACUUCGUAGUUACAGCAGGUUUUUAACUGGUGAGAACUUUGUGUACAUCUUUUGUUGAAAAUAAAACUGUGUUUUGGAAGGUUAGCGAGCCUUUUGUAGAAGGAUAAAAGAAUAGUUGAAGAGAAUCAACUGUAUCUAUGAUUCUUUGGCAGAAGAUUAAUUUGCAUCAGGAUCUGCUGUUUCAAAUGCAGCCUUGUUUGAUGAUGCCUGUUCAUACCAUCCUGCUUCUAAAACUGAGGAAGGAUUUUUGAUUCCUUGUGAUAUACUACUGUAUUUUUGUUUCAAGGCUUAAAUUUAAAUUUAAUAUUCACACAGUUUUGAAAUGUAUGGGUAUGAUGGAAACAUUUACAUUCUUUUCCUCUUAUAAAUUUAUCUCUCUAGUGAAAUGCAUUAAUCCUUGUGUGCUGUGAACUGCAUACUGUAAAUAAGAAAGUUUAUUUAAUACCUUGUUGAAGAGGAGCUCUCUGCAUUGAAACUGUUGAAUUUGGGAAUCUGCCAAAUGAAAGGAUUCAUCUUGCCACAGAAUUUGAACUAUUUUUAAUCAGGCCAGUGAGAGCAGUGCAGAAUGGUCAGUUUUAUACUAGUUAUCUGCAUAAAUAGAUUUUCGUUUGUAAGGAGCCAUACUUCAGUACCUUACAUAAGUAAUUUUGACUGAAAUUUCAGGAGGUACAGGAUGCCACGUUAGUUAACCCCACUGUGCAUUUCUCUGUAGUUUUCAUGUGAAUCUAUAUCACUAUUUUAAUACUAUAAGCAAGACUAGAAAUGCAUUUCAUCCAUUUAGAAAGAAUUGUGUCUUAGUAGUACAAAUAAUCUUUUCAUACUGAGUAAAUAGGCAUAUACGUUCUUUUCAUGUCUAGAGUCUGUGCAAAGAAGGAGUUAUGAGCUACUUACGUAAAUGGCUCAGGAUAACAAGCACUUUCCUAAAACAAUAAUGUUGUCUUUAUACCUUAGAUUCCAAUGCAUUUAUUCAUUAGACAGAUGCGUUUGGUUGGAUGCAGUAUCAGUCUAGCAGUCGUGGGUCUUAACAUCUGCCAGCGCAGUUCUCUGCCACAUGCAAGAGGGAAACUUCAUUCUUACCUUACGAAUUGUUGAAAAUGCAGAGGCCGUUGCCUUUUGCAAGUUUUGUUGCACUUAAGAGGCCUUCUGAAAAAGCGGAGUCUCCAUCCAUGCUCACAGGGAUCCCAGCUGACGGGAAGAACUGCUGCAAUGGUAGCUGCUUCAUGCUGUCUUAUUUCUUCUCUACUCCAUGUUGCCUUUGUUAAAAUGGUGCUGGCAAACACGUGCUGGUAUCCCCUUUUAUCCCUUUUGGUGUCAAGUCUGGUAUUUAGCUGAAAGUGCACUAGCUGAGACUUGAACAGAUGCUCCAUUUUGUUAUUAGGGCAUUUUCCCCCGCCAAAUGGGCAGAAUGGAUAGCAAAGAAUGGCAGCUUCUUGAAUGGUCAUAUGUCAGUUCUCUAGCAUGGCCUGUCCCAGACAAUUGACUGUCUUUAUUUUAUGCAUUAGCUUUCCAAUGUGUUUCGAUUUUAAAAAAUGCUCUUUCUUAUAAGCAUGACUGAUUCCAUGUAGGAAAAGAAGAUACUUCUUUUUCCGAUAAUAGUGACAAAUAAGGUUAAAAACAAUAAUUACAUCUGUGUUAUUUAAUGUCUUGCUUCUGGAUAAUUGCUGGAUGAUGAAUUACUUUGUUCCCUUUCCAGGUAAAAUAUACGUCACAGCACAAACUCUGGUAUUGUGUUUUCACUGGUGACAUCCCCUGGUGUAAUGUAACUUUGAAGUAAGAGUGUGGCACAGUCUUGCCUGGUCAAUUUUGGAUGUAGAUUGCUUUAUCAGCCUGACUAAUCAGGGAGAACUGAUUUGAAUCUCUAAUAGAGUGCAAUAGCAGGAAACACAAAUAGAAAAAUUCAAGGUUUCAGAUAGUUUCUGUUGUAAAGCUGUGAUAGAUACAAUUGUUGCAGUGUUACUAUGCAUGCCCCAAAUAACAAUACUUAUUAAUAAAAAUAAAUAAAGAAUUCAUUACAA